Messenger RNA from Plasmodium relictum, 5040 nucleotides. Its product is annotated as calponin homology domain-containing protein, putative. Bases 1 to 5040 code for a protein of 1679 amino acids. Lineage: Eukaryota; Apicomplexa; Aconoidasida; Haemosporida; Plasmodiidae. Gene Ontology annotation, molecular function: protein binding. The record is from RefSeq and is a predicted model, not a curated record. The transcript has a single exon.
AUGCAUAAUGAAACAAAAAUAGGAAAACAAGAAUUAAUUGAAUGGGUGGAAAAACUUUUGAGUAGAAAAAAUUUUGAGUUUAAAAAUUUAAAAGAUGGAGAUAUAUAUUUGCAAUUAUUUGAGCAUAUAUGGCCUAAUGUAAUGAACAAAUAUAAGGGUUGUAUUAAUAUUAAUCCUAUAAAUGACAUUAAAAAAAAAAAAAAUUGGAAGAUUAUAAGAAAUGUAUUAGACUGUGUAAAUAUUGAUAAAGAUUUUAUCAAUUUUGAUGAAAUAGCUACAGAGAAUUUUAAAAAAUGUUAUCAAUCAUUAAUUAUAUUAUAUUUUUUAUAUUCUUUAGUUAAGCAUCAUGAAUGUGAUUUUAUAUUAGCAUAUCCUAUUGACCAGAAACUAACGGAUUUUAUGUCUAGUGAAGAACCCUUAACAUGCUUAGUAAAAGCUGGAAGUGUACAAUUACCAGAACGUUUUUUUGAAAAAAUUUCGAAUUCUACUUUGAAUUUAAAUAAUUUAAUUAAAGGAAAUGAAAUAGAUAAAAAUAAUUCAAAAAAUAAUAUAUUAGUUAGUGAAAAUUUUAAUGAAUUAAAACAUCAGAAAGAAAAUUUAGACUGUAUAGAUAAAUCAGAAUAUGAUGAUGAUUAUAAUUUUGAAAAAUAUAUAAAUGAUUACAGUAAUAAGGAAUACAACAAUUUAAAGAAGGAAAAUUCUAAUAUUGAUGAUUUAGAAGAAAAUUUUCGCUUAAAUUCAAAAUUUGUAACAUCAGAAAAUUUAAGUAAUAAUUAUUCUUUGAAUUCUUUAAAAAAAAUUGAUUUCAAUAAUAUAGAAAUCAGUAAGAAUAAGGAAGAAAAUUAUUCAAAGUUUAAUAAUAUCUAUUAUAAAAACAACGACAAUAAUAAUAAUAAUAAUAAUAAUAAUACUAAAAAUCAUAGUUCUUUUAAGAUAAAUUUAAAUAACAAACAUAUUGAUGAAAGUAAUUCAAAUAUAUCUAAUGUUAAUCAUACUUUAUUUAAUAAUAACUGUGACAUCAAUUUAAAAAAAAAAAACGCCUCAUACAAUUUUAAUGAUAUUUCUGCUUCCAAUAAUGGUAGCUUUUUUAAUUAUUUUAAUACUAAAAAAGAAAAAUAUGAUAACUAUAAGAAUAAAAUAAAUGAUAAUAACAAAAAUAAUUUAUCUGCUCCUAACUUGAAUUUGUUUAAAUUACCUUAUAUUAAUGAUAGCAAUUGCAUUGAUAAAAAUAAUUUCGUUUUGGACCUUAAAAAAGGCAAAGUAAAUGCUUCUUCUCAAACUGAAAAUGAUAGUAUUUUAAAUAAUUUAAUUAAUGAUGAAAGUUAUAUGAACUUAGAAGUUAUAUGGAAUGACCAGAAUAAAAAAAUAAAAGGAGAUUCCUUUAUUUCUUUUUUAAAAACACAAAUUAAAAUGUAUAAAAAAGAAUUAGAUAUAAAGAGAGAAGAAAUGGAAUUAAUACAAAAAAUUAACAAAAAAACUAUUAAUGAUAUAAAAACAUCAUACAAUACAGAAUUAAAAAAACUUAAGGAAAAAUAUGAAGCAGAAAUUUUUUAUUUAAAACAGCAGCAUUUAGAAAAUAUAGUUAUCGUGAGAAAAAAUUUUGAAUCAAAAUUAAAUCAUAUAGAAGAAGAUCUUUUAUUAGAUCUGGAUGUUUUAAAUAGUGAAAAUAAACACAUGAAUUCUUCCGAUGAAUAUAAAAAGGAUUCAUAUAUAGAGGAUUAUUUGAAAAGUAGCAAUUAUGAAUUUAAAGAAAAUAGAGAUUAUGACAUUAAUAUGGAUAAUGGUAACUUUCUAUUUGAUAAGAUAAUUUCUACACAAAGUAAUAAAACGACAUCAGUAGAUUCAACAAUAAAGGAAAAUUAUAGUAACGAUAUAUUAAAAAAAACUAAUUUUUUUAAUUUUAAUUGCAAUAAUGAAGAAGAUAAAUAUAAAAAUAAAAAAGAGGAAAAGUAUGUAGAAGAUGAUAUAAACAAAGAAAAAACAGUUAUACAUAAUGAUUAUUAUAUGAAUAACAGUAUAGAAUACUCUAUUAAGAAGUUAAAAUAUUUGCUAAAUGAAAAAAACAAAGAACAUAUUUUGAAUAAUGAGUAUAUUAAAAACGAGAUUUUAAAUAUAAGGACCAUGAUUAGUAAAAUUGUUCUAGAAAAAGAAAAUAUAUAUAAUUAUCAUAAAGAAAGCAGUGAAAUUUUUAAUGAAAUAUUGGAAUUUAUAGAAAAAAAUAUAGACAAAAAAAACGUAAGUGAUAAUUUAAGUAAAGAUUUUUACGUAGAAAAAAUUAAAAAUGCUAUUUAUAAUAUAAUAAGAAACAAAAAAAAAUAUCACAUAAAUGAAGAAGAAAUUACACAGCAUUUAGAUGAAAGUACUCUAAUUAGUUUAAUUGUUUAUAUGAGUUCAUUACUUCAAUUAGAAAGAAUGAGAUCAGAAUCGAUAAAAAUACAAAAGGAACGAAAUGCCUUUAUAAUGAAUUAUGUAAAAAAUGAGAACACAACAGAAUAUCUGCCAAAUAAAAAAAAAAAUAUUACAAAGUUUGAGGAUGAAGAUAAUAUAGAAAAUCUUAAAAUUCUAUCCAAUGAAGUACCGAGUAAUGAAAUAGAAAAUUUUGAAAAAGCAAUGGAAUUAGAUGAUAGAAUAAAAAAAUUAGAAAACAAAAAUAAAAAAUUAUUAUCUAUAAAUGAAUAUUACAAAAAGAAAUUAGAGCAUGUAGAAAUAUGGAAAAGCACUUUAGAAAAUUUUAAAAAAAAAUGUAAAAAAAUGAAUGAUACAUAUAAUACAGCAGAUCAGUCCGAAGAUAAGCAUUCUAACUUUAUAAAAAUUAAAGAAAUAGAAGAAUCAGAUAAUGUAAUUGAAUCUUCUUUUAUAUGGUUUCCAAAAAUUUACCUUAAUUCAUUUGAAGAAGAGACAGAAAGGGAAGCUCAAUUAAUGUAUCUUUUGAAAAAAUUAGGUAGAUGUGAAAAAGAACAAGAAUUAAAUGUUUUUGAAAAUAAUUUAUUUUCUUAUUCUAUUAAUGAAUAUAAUACUAAAAAUAAUGAAAAAUUAUUUUCAUCAAAAAAAAAUAAAAUAUGCUCAAUAUAUAAGCAAAAUAUUAUUUCAGACAAAGAGAAUAUUAAAAACAACCAAGAAAAUAAUAAACUUCCAUUAAUCAAUCAUAAUGAAUUCUUAGUGAUAUUAAAAAAAAAAUUAACUUAUAUCUUUUGGCAAAUGCUAGGUGAUAUUUAUAAAUAUAGAAAUAUUAUUCACGAAGCAUGCAACUAUAUCUAUAAUUUAAAUAGUUUGCUAAAUAAUUAUUUUAUAAGAAAUGAACAAACCCAAAAACAAGCCAAAGAGAAUUUUGAUGUGUACUCUAAAAAUAAAGAAAAUUUUUAUUUAUCAGAAAAAUAUAGAUUGAGAAAAAUAAUAGGAACAACUAAAUUAAACAUGGACAUCUAUAAAGAGCAAUAUGUUGAAUUAAAGGAGGAAUACGAAAAAGAAAAGAAAAAUCUACUUAUUUUAACCAAUGCUUGUUAUGAAAAUGAAAAUAUAAAAUACAAAAACACUAUUCAGAAAUUUAAAGAAGUAGAUAAGAAUUUAAAAAUGUAUAAAGCUAGAGAAAAAAAAUGGAAUAAAUUAGUGAAAUUGUUAACAAUAGAAUUAAGAAAUUCAUCAAAGGAUAAUCAAGAAGAAAUAAAAAAUGUAUGGCUAGAAAUAAUUGCAACUAAACAAAAAGGAUAUGAGGAAUUUAAGAAAUUAAAUGAUGAACAAUUGCAAAAAAAUAAUAAUUAUUAUUCUGAUUCGGGUGAAAACAGUAAUAAUUUUGUUUCUAUAAUAGAAAACAUCAAUGAGAAAAAUAGCCAUUCCAACAAUAAUAUAGAAUCGAAUAAAAAUAAAGGGAAAGUAGUUAGUAAAAGUUUGAGCUCUAAUAAAAUAAUAACAAAUAAAUAUUACUGUAACUAUAAAAAAAAAAUCAAUGAUAAAAAUCAUUACUCUAGCAAAAACAUUAUUUACAAUAAAGGAGCAAUAAAUUUAAAACUAGACAAAAAUGAUGCAAUCGAUAAUUCCAAUAAUAAUAAUUUAAAUAAUAGUAAUAAUUUAAAAGAUAAAGAGAAUAACAAUGAAAUAAAUUUUUAUAAAAAUGAUUUUAAUGUCUGUUUAGAUGAUAUACAAAAUAACAACAUUUUACAUUUUUGUUCAACUAGCGAUACAGAUAACAUGAUAACAGAUAAAGAUCAAAUUCUUAUCGAUAUUAGAGUUGGAGAAAAUAAAAAUAAAGAAUUUAACUCAAAUAAUAUAGUAAAGAAUACAAAUAAAGAUUCAAUAAAAGUUAAUAAUUUUAAUACAAAAUAUAUCAGUAACGAUGAUAUUAUAUUGAAUACAGAUAAAAAUUGGUUUUCCUUGUUGAACCAGAUGGCAAAAGAGUCAUGUGCAAUUUUCCAAAAUCUUUUGAACUUAAAAGAAGAUGAAUUAAAUGAAAAAAAGAAGAGAAUAACUGAUUUAGAAAAAGAAUUAAGAAAAUUAAAGGAAGAUAAUAUGAAUCAAAAAAAUAAAUAUAAAUGUUUAGAAGAACAACAAGAAUUCUUAACAGAUAAAAUAAAUUCUUUAAAUGAAAAUGUAGAUAAUUUAAAUUCACAAAUAUUUUUAUUAAAUAAAGACAAAAUAUAUCUAGAAAGUAGGCAUCUAAUGAAACAGCAAGAACUUAGCAUAAUUAUAAAAAAUUAUAAAAAUGUUGUUGGUUCAAUAAGAAAACAUAUAAAAAAAUAUUCAUCUAUUUUAUAUUUAUUGGAUAAUUUACCAGAAGAAGAUGAAAAAUAUAUUCUCGAUUUAACAAAUAUAGAUGAAAAAAAUAAUUCAUUAAAUUUUUCUCUUGAUAUAGAUAAAAAUUUCGAAUUAAAAAAAAAAGAAAUAAUUAAUGAUGACGUAAGAAUAAAAAUAAAUGCAAAAGAUUCUCAAGUUGUAACUAAUUUUUCAAAUUUUAGAAUUUCAAAAUUAAAUAAUGAAAAUAAGUUCAUAUCCGAUUUUUAUAUUAAUGAUUUAAUCAAAGAUAUUAAAUGUGAUAACUAUAGAUAA